This is a messenger RNA of Chroicocephalus ridibundus (black-headed gull), 2070 nucleotides long. RefSeq names its product p53 apoptosis effector related to PMP-22-like. Gene Ontology annotation, cellular component: membrane; cell-cell junction. Gene Ontology annotation, biological process: cell-cell adhesion. Lineage: Eukaryota; Metazoa; Chordata; Aves; Charadriiformes; Laridae. Bases 134 to 703 code for a protein of 189 amino acids. The record is from RefSeq and is a predicted model, not a curated record. The transcript is spliced from 3 exons.
CAUCUGCACACGCGCUCCUAGGUACCGGCGCUCACUUUCCAGGAGCUUUGCAGAAGCACCCGUUGCCUGCUGUGGCUGAAUCCGUGGCAGAGGUGGCCGUCCUCGUCCCACCAGCCUCCCCCUGCCCUACAAGAUGGUGAAGUACGGCCUCGACUACACGCGGUGCAGAUGGAUCCUACCCCUGCUCCUGGGCAUAGGCGUCAUCUUCGGUAUCAUUGCGCUGGCGGGCAGGGGCUGGCUGGAGUCGCAGACCUUGCCCUACGUGCACCAAGCGUCGUUAUGGGAGAGCUGCACCAGGCCUGGUCAGGGUGGGCCGUGGACCUGCGAGUCCCUCAUGGGUUACGCUUGGGGAAGAGCUGCGGCUGCCACAUACCUGGUCGGCUUUAUACUUCUAGUCAUCUGCUUUGCUCUGGCCAUCAUAGCAUUUGCCAUUGACACGCUUCGGUUCAACUUCAUACGCGGGAUCGGAGGCUUGCUUUUUGUCGCUGCUGUGUUCUCCAUCAUGGGCCUGGUCAUUUAUCCAGUAAAGUUCUCGAGUGAAAUUGAAAUGACAGGAAUCAAUAUGUUCAGCUGGGCCUACGGCUUUGGCUGGACCACUGCCAUUAUGGAAAUAUGCCUGGGAUUCUUCUUCUGCUGCCUUCCUAACUACGAAGAUCAGAUCUUGGGUAAUGUGAAGCCCACAUAUUUUUACUCUUCCCCAUAAGCACCAGGAAAAAUGUCUUCAUACUCCAGAGAUAUCUGACGGACCAGCUACGUUUUCCAGAAUAUCAUCAUUGGAUGUCAGUAGAAAAGGCUGGAAACUUUUCAAAUGCGUGUAGAAAAACGGUACUGGCAUUCUGCAAUAAAGUUAUCAUCUACUCUAUUUUGGACCUUCAUAUCUGAUGUGGGUUCAUUAGAUAAAGUCUAAACAUUAAAAAACCUUGUGUUUCCUCAUUCAUUCCCAUAAGUAUGGUGUAUGUGGAUUCCAUUGCAUCUUAAAUGCACUUAUAUUUUUAAUUAAAUUCAGAAAAGCUUUUUAAACUGCCGGUAAACAAAACAACAUAUAUCAUCCUCCUGAAGGAAAGCAGCUCGCAAAAAUCCCAUUUUGUAUGUAUCAUCUUACUUUACCCUGAAGAUUUUGCAUGUUUUUCAAGAAGCCAAAUGCCCUUAUCCACUGACUGCCAAAGCAGCCAAUUAAUCAGUCAACACUUCAUAGCUCUGCUUCCAUUUUUCAUUCAUUCACUUAAGCUGUAGGGGCAGGGUAAGAAAAAGACAAGAGAAAGCCCCCUACCAAAGCCAGCAUCUUGUCUAUUACCCAUCCAUGUGGAAUUUAAGUAUAUUGAAUAUUUGUAAGAGUAAGCAAAGACCAUCAGUAAACCCAUAAAUGCUGGGUUGGGACAUGCUGUUGUUGGGGCCAGCACAGGGUGGGCAAAGGCAGAGGGGAUUUCAAGCCACCCCUGCAACUACAGACCUGGUUCAAAGUGGCUCCUGGUGUGUCUUUCUUCAUGGGUAUCUGCCUCUUUUAUCUGCUGUAUCAAAAUCUAUGGCUUUAAAAAGCUCUGUUAUACUGGUCCAGCUCUUUUAUCCAGCAUAGAAGGGCCAGGAAGGACUUUAGCAGAGCUAUGGUUCCCCUCAGCAGACUAGGUACACACCAGGAGUGGAGCUGCAGCCGCAGGAAAGCAGGUAUCAAACAUUUGUUAAAAGGCUCCUUUUUUCAUUGGUUUGAUGUUCAUGAGUAUUUUAAAAGUGGGAAGUGUACACCGUCAUACGCAACUGUAAAAUGCAUCAAUACCCCUUACCAUCUCAUACUAAGGCUCUCAUACAGAAAACUCAGAUCACAAAACACCUUUCAGUAUCUUACACUCCACAGUGCUGCAAACCUGGAUACAGUGCAAGCAACAAAGUGUACUCAAGACUCUGCUGGUUUCUGCCUUGUUAAUCCUGAAUUGAUAAUGCUCCAUUUCUCCUCUUAAGUCAAAAAAUGGAUAAUUCUGCUAUGUUGAAAAAGAAGUCUCAUCAAAAUCCUUAGCUAGAGAGGAUUAUUACCUGUAACACAUUACAAUUUUGUAACUAUCUGUACUUUAUGAAAAG